Messenger RNA from Zophobas morio, 1253 nucleotides. RefSeq lists its product as uncharacterized. Gene Ontology annotation, molecular function: spermidine transmembrane transporter activity. The coding region runs from base 237 to 1253 and encodes 338 amino acids. The record is from RefSeq and is a predicted model, not a curated record. Gene Ontology annotation, cellular component: plasma membrane. NCBI's taxonomy places the organism in Eukaryota, Metazoa, Arthropoda, Insecta, Coleoptera, Tenebrionidae. Gene Ontology annotation, biological process: spermidine transport; transmembrane transport. The transcript is spliced from 13 exons.
CGAUUUCUUGCGCAUUUCCUAUUAUUAUUAUUGCUUAUUUUGGGGAGUUGGCUCAAUCACAGUAUCCUAACGUCCUUUCUCUCUCCGAUUACGCCAAAAACCGAUUUGGACUUUUAACGCAGGUCUUAGUUGUUUGUCAAAGUUUGUUCCAUACUUCAGUGUCUAUUGUCGUUGAAUUAAACAUAAUAACUAAGCUUUGCAAACAUGUGCUUCGCAUCGAUAAUUUUUACAUUUUAAUGCUGAUUAUCAUCUCUGCGACCACGAUGGGUUAUACUUUUUUUGGUGGCCUCAAAAUUUCUAUAAUGACUGAUCGGAUUCAAGCUGCGGUCGUACUCGUUUUACUUUCUGUUGUGGCGAUGUACACUUUUAUUACUUUGAAAUUUUCGCUUCAGGAAAAAAAUAUUAGCCAGUUUUUGGGGGCCAAUGAAUGGGGCUACUCUUCUCUUUUCGUGAUGCCCGUUGCUUUUCUCUGCGUGACACUCUUUUCCGAAAGUUUCUGGCAGAAGGCGUGGGCUUCCGAAAAUAAAAAGAUUCUCCGCAGAGGAGCGCUCAUUUCUUCGUUGAUGAAUUUUAUUGUUAUAUUUAUUUUUUGUUUGUUUGGACUUUUUGGACUUUUGAGUGGACGUACCGAUGCAAAUACCAAUGAAAUAUUGAGAGUGUUCUACAUUAUAAAUUCAGAAUACGAGCCCCACAAAACCGGCUUCGUUGUAAAGUCUUUUAUGGGACUUUUGCUCGUCGUUUCUGCUUUUAUUAUGGGAACUUCUGCACUGGAUAGUUUGCAGAAUGGAAUUGUCGCUUCGAUUUCUGGCGUGCUGUCUCCUCGCCUUCCUCCCCGCGCUAUCGUUCUUGCCAGCUGUGACCUUAACGCGCUGGAUUUGUUUGCUGUUUCUAAUAUACUGGCCACCAUGACGGCGUUUCCCAUUGGCUUAGGAAUAUUUACAAAGCUUAAGUUUUCUAUGUAUAUUACGGAUUGUGUGCCUUUUCUUUCCUUUUGCUUGUCUCUAUUGAGCACUAUGGUUUAUGCUUGCUGCGUUGAAUGGAAAAAAGAAGUUGCUUUUGGAGUCAACUUAUUAAGGGGCUUGAGAAAAGCCCUUUAUGGUAACGAGUAUAGUUGGAAGUUUUACGCUGUGAGUUUCUUCUCUUCAAUUUUAGCCACCGCGCUGCUCUCUUUUAUUAAUUACCUUCGGUUGAGAAAGUUUUUUAUAAAUUUCACAAGAAUCGUUUUGAAGUCGUCAAAAUCUUCAGCUAAAUAA